CAAGCCGGCUUGAACGGAAAGCCUGACAUGCCUGAUGAUAGCAGCCUGACAUGAGUUUGGCUGCCGAAAGCACCUGCGACACCCGUACAUAGAUGAGAAAUUGAAUACUAAUUUAGGUAACUUGCACUGAAUGCAAGUGGGCGACUAUCCCGUAUAUCAAUACCAGCAAGUGAUCGAAAUUCUAAAGUUGAAAAUGUCUUUCCGCGACAAGCAAUCCCGGAAUCUGUGCUACGCCUCCCGAGACCGUUACUGGGAGUGUCUCGACGCCGUUCCUUUGACGAGGGACUCGAGUAGUGACGGAAAUUAUUUAAAUGGCGGCACACAAUGGCGGCGCAAUGGAACGUGUUCAAAUGACAGCGGCAACGAGAUUUCUUCUAAUGGAAUUAGCAACGGACAGCAUCGGAGUUUAGAAGGUGGUCAGACGUGCUCGAAGACCAUGCAGAGUGACGCAAGCAAGGAUGUGACACGCCCUGCGUCGCACCAAGCCAAGUAUGGCGCUCGUCUGCAAGCCAACACGUCGCAUGAUGGAGCCUUGAAGCCGUGCAUGGAACUGCGGCGACUGUGCCAGGCCUCCUGCCCUGAGCAUUGGGUUAAGCACUUCGAUAGGAAGCGGCAGUAUCUGCUCUUCAGGGAGAAAGUCGCAGCCGUUGGUAUGAUGGACUCAGCAGGCGACUCGUCGAGAAACCGAGCGCAGAUCGCAGAUCAGCCAUCAUCGACUGGCAGGCAGGAUGAGGCGAGAACCCCACAAACUGCUCGGUUAAGAAGCAGAACAAGAGAAACAACAGCCGAUGUAAAAAACAGAUAUUCUCUCGGGUCCUGUUUGCCUGAUAUUAACAUCAUACCAGCCCUACCAGAACUGUCAAGCUCAAGCAUUAAUGGGAAUUUAACAGGUGCAUUAGAAUCUCACGUCAGUGGUGACAGUGACUCUAAGUCUAGACUCCAAGUGCCUGGUGAUCAACCAUUCAACCUAUUCGACAACUUGAGCCUAAGUUCUUUGAUUUGUGGUAGACUAUCACGUACUGUGAGUGACUCGUCGCUGUCUAAUUUGGUAGGGAACUCCUCCUCUACCGAUCGUCUCCGCAUUUCACGUUCUAGCAACGAAAUAAGCAGUUACCCACUUGAGCGAAGGUAUCUUUCCGAAAAGAUUUCUUUGGAUUUUCAAAAGCCUUUCGCAUCUUCUAGUUCACUUUCUACAAGCAUUUCAGGGUGCUCGUCUUUAGCUCCUCCUACGGCUCCUACUGAUCUUUCGCCACCUACUUUUCCUACACGGCAACGAAGGGUCUACAGUCAGGCUGUGCUUCGACAGAGGCUAGUGCCCACCAAUUGAUUUCUCAAUCUAGGUUGCCAUCACUUUCUGUUGAGCAUAUUUUGAUAAUGGAGAUACGUAUUUGCGCUGUAAAAUAUGCAUAAUUGUCUAUUUUUUGUCUGUAAGUAUCUUUAUGACUCCCUACCAGAGCUGCAAGAGCUGAAAGGCAUUUAUAUGCGAAGUGAUUUCUACGUAAUCGUGGCCAUGAGUCAAAACUGUUUAAAAUACGAACUCUUUUUGAUGUAUUUUAAGCUUGCGUUACGUCAUAUGUAAAUAAAAUGAAUAUUUUCGCCUAUCUGUGCCGGAGAUACUUUAGUCUUGCAGCGGCUAAUCAAAUGUAAACAUUAAAUUUCUACAUUUAUCAAAGGUUCUCGAUGUAAGCUCAUAACAGAUGUUUUGCCCUUUACGUCAAUUUUGAGAACGAACAAUGGUUGACAAUGUUUCUCUUUACAAAUUAACAUUCGCACAUUGUGUCUAUGAACAGAAGGUCUAGUUAUACCUGAACAGAAAUCCCAUGUGAAGAGUCCAUUACGAUUGUCCAAAAACAAAGAAACUCUCAGAGAUCAUUCCGAGUUCUUCACCAAUGCAAGUACGAUAAAUAAAAUUAUCUGAUAACAAUUACAAAUAUUUUAUCUUAUGAAACAAAUAUUUAUGUAAUGCAGAAGCAGGUUAAAAGAUUUUCAUCUAACUACUAACUCUGACUAACUACUAAGUGUGCCGUCAAAAACCAUUGAGAAUCGUGGCAGGUAAUCCAGGGCAUAUCAGGAGCCAUGCAAUGACGGGUAAUGAGCGGUCGUUGACUCGGCAAUCUAUUUUAACUGGAUUUAGGAUUGCAUAUAAUGCACAUUAAACUAAUCACUAGAUUGAUAUUGAGAACAAAAAAAAAACUAUUUAUCACAAAUGAUAAUAAUACUUCUUAGACUUCUUUGCUAAAUCCUAUCCUCGAGACUUGCAAUGCCAAAUCUACAAAUGAUGAUCGAUCGAUCGAGUGAUGCAAUCCAAUGUUAUGGCUGUCCGUGAUCCUGACGCAGGGAAGUUGACGGUGUCUCAAGGCCAGUAUGAGGGAAAUAUGACGAGCCUUGUCUACGUGACUGAACGCGCCGUUCGCCUACGCAGGAAAGAGGCUAAAUAAUAAGACACGGAUUCCCUACGUAACAGGACAAGAACCUACGUAACAAGAGAAAACUUUCAUACAGAAAAGUAAAAGAUCCUACAUAACACGACACGGCGUUCCCGCCUAACAGGACAGUAGCCUACAAAAUAAAACAAAAGCCUGUGCAUAAAACGAGACGUUGCAAUGAAAACUCAAAUCCUCAGAAUUUUAAGCAAAAAAUUCAUCGUUUAUAUUCAAUGCAAGAAUUUAGUUCUAGUUCGCUUUUAUAUAUAACUGCUUAAGAUGUGUAGUCGAAGUAUUCUUAUACACAUGAAUGUUUAAAAUUAGUUCCUGUACUGUAUCUGCCUGAUAAUAAACUAUCUGCUAUUUUACCGGACUACUGAAGAGCUCACUAAUAAUUACCACACUCACUAUUAAUUGGCGUUUCCUGUUCUUUUAUUUCACCAUUAGAUGGAGGCCAAAUAUAUCGAAUUUAUCUCAGCUAUGGUGUCUAUCUUCAGUGUCUUUCAGGUUGACACCCAUGCUAAGCCCCCACUUUUUCGGUAUAGCGGCGCUAAGCCACCUAAGAACCAUAAUCAUGUUCAAGUUUAUAAUUAUUUAUUUUAUGAUUAGUAUUUAUU
Molecule: messenger RNA, 3040 nt
Organism: Hyalella azteca
Lineage: Eukaryota; Metazoa; Arthropoda; Malacostraca; Amphipoda; Hyalellidae
Exons: 4
Coding region: 131-1327 (398 amino acids)
Biological process (GO): respiratory chain complex IV assembly
Cellular component (GO): mitochondrion; respiratory chain complex IV
Source: RefSeq, a predicted model, not a curated record